AUAAGUACAAAACACUUUGAUGUAAUUUUUUCUCCGAUCAAUUUUUAUAAAUAGAACAUAAUUAUGACUAUUCAAAAAAAUUUCCAUUUUCUAUCUUCAGUAAUUUACAACCUUUACAAACACAGGUAUUUUUUUUAUAUCUUAAAAAAAGAAAAUCGCAGUUGUUUUCCUCCGGUAAAAACAUAACCUCAAAAAAAUGGCAAGUGGUUAAUAUUGAUGAAAUUGAAUCUUAUCGCUCUCUUAUCAUUUGAGAUUAUAAUUGAAUCCUCUUCUAUCGGGAAAGUUUGGAGAGUUUAUUAUUGACCACGUGUGUAUCUGACACAACGAUCGUGCUGGACGUAACCUUGAAAAGGCCACCCCAAAGCCCUCCCGAGUUUUCCCCCAGCUGCUCUCUCUCUCUCUGCUGCUGAAUUCGAUGAGCGCCCCCCGACAGCGUUCGUCGUGGGUGUAAGUUUUUUCUCCUUUUUUUGCAGAGUUACUUUUUUCCUCAGCUGUGCGUUAAAAGAUUUGCGAAUCUUUCUGACAACCCACUCAGAACAUAAUGUUGUUUGUGUCAAAAACAUAAAGAUAAACAAUUCCCACGACAGAGAUCAUCCUCUAGAAGAAAGUUUUUGUUGAAGGAAAACAUUAUAGGUUAGGUCGGAGUGUAUAUUUGCUUGUGUGUAUGUGAUUCAGUUCAGCAAUGUUUUCAUUUGUAAAUUAAGAUCCUUCGGGAUCAGGGAACACUGAUUGCACUAGGUUCUAGUGAGGAAAAGUAUGGUGCAACAGCGUCAAGUACUUCCUCGUCGUAACGUCAGAAUCCUCCUCGUUGGCGACCGUGGAGUUGGUAAAACUUCUUUAAUAUUAUCUCUUGUGAGUGAUGAGUACGCUGAAGAUGUUCCUGGAAAGGCAGAGGAAAUCACUAUACCCGCUGAUGUUACUCCAGAGCAAGUGCCGACGCGAAUCGUCGACUACUCCGCGGUGGAGCAAACGGAGGACCAGUUAUGUGAUGAAAUUCAAAAAGCGCACGUGAUAUGCGUUGUUUACUCUGUCGAAGAUGAAGAUACUCUUGACAGAGCAUCCUCUUAUUGGCUGCCACUUAUAAGAAAAUGCUCUACUACAAGUCGUUGCCCGGUUGUACUUGUAGGAAACAAAAUUGAUCUCGUUGAUUAUUCAACAAUCGAGGCUGUUUAUCCGAUUAUGAAAGAGUUUUCGGAAAUCGAAAGUUGUAUAGAGUGUUCAGCAAAGACGUUACAAAAUAUUUCAGAGAUGUUCUAUUAUGCACAAAAAGCGGUAUUGCACCCUACGACUCCUUUGUAUAAUUACGAUGCGCAAGAGCUCACUGAAGAGUGUCAAAAUGCAUUGAAGAGAAUAUUUAAAAUUUGCGAUUUGGACAACGAUGGUCUACUGAGUGAUAUGGAGCUGAAUGCAUUUCAACAAUGGUGCUUUAAUACACCUCUACAACCACAAGUGCUCGAAGAUGUGAAAGCUGUCUUAUCGAAAAAUAUAAACGAUGGCAUUUACAACGGAUGCGUCACUUUGAAAGGAUUUAUGUACUUACAAUGUUUAUUUAUUCAACGCGGUCGCAAUGAGACAACUUGGGCUGUUCUUAGGAAGUUUGGCUAUGAUAAUGAUCUGCAAAUGUCGAAAGAUUACGUUCAUCCUACGUUAAAAGUUCCUCUAGGAUGUACAACAGAACUGUCGCACAAGGGUCAAGAGUUUCUGACUUUACUGUUCACAAUGCACGAUCGUGAUCAUGACGGUGCUCUAUCGCCCGAGGAAAUGGAGUCUUUAUUUUCAAAAUGUAUCGCUCCACCCUGGGAAGACGAAUACAAGCAUACAGUUUGCACAAAUGAUCAGGGAUGGAUCACUUUUCAAGGAUACAUGUGUCAGUGGGCUUUACUAACUUAUACUAACGUUAAGAAAACUUUAGAAUACAUGGCUUAUCUUGGCUACAAUUUGUAUAAUAACGAGUCACCAACGAGCGCCGUUACCGUGACAAGGGAGAAAAAAUUAGAUCUCGCUAAAAAGCAAUCCAGUCGUAAUGUCUACAGUUGUCACGUGAUCGGUCCGAAGAGCAGUGGAAAAACGACACUUUGCAGGACAUUUGUUGAUCCUAAAAUGGAGAAAUUGACGGACGAUAAAGUACCUCAGAAUUCUCACGUUACUGUGAAUACGGUGCACGUUUACGGUCAAGAGAAGACAAUAAUCCUGAGGGAUAUAAACAUUCUUAACGUUCAAGAUGCCUUAACCCCUUCACAAAUCCAAUGCGACGUAGCAGCUUUGGUUUACGACACCAGUAAUCCAAAAUCGUUUGAAUACAUCGCCAGAAUUUAUAUUAAAUAUUUUGCCGAGAGUAAAAUUCCCGUUCUCAUAAUAGCCAACAAAAGUGAUCUUGCUGAAGUGAAACAAGAAUAUCUUCUUCAACCAUCGAGUUUUUGCAACAAGUAUAAAUUGAUGCCUCCACAGCCCUACAGUAUAUCUCGAACUGUGCGUCGAGAAAUAUUUGUGAAACUUGCGACAAUGGCAGCCUUUCCCCGCUUUCAAGCAGCGUGGGUAUUAUUUUACAAACACAGUCCUUUGCGACGUAUGGUCCACAUGUUACUUCUGAAACCCACACCUAGUCAAUGGUGGAAUUCGCUCACAAGACACAUGAAACACUUUGGACUGAUCCAGGGUGAAUCUGUCGUCUGGUGGAAAGCUGGAAUUGGAAUUGCUAUGGCUACUGUUGCUGGCUUUAUGGUGAUGCGUGUUCUCAAUACAGAUAAAAGAUAGUCUACCAUUUCUCGAUCCAAGAAACACUCGUUCAUUUAAUUCAAAUCCCAUCUCCUAUAAAGAAACCUUGUUAAGUUAAUAAAUAUGUUCAUAAAUCA
This is a messenger RNA of Leptopilina heterotoma, 2852 nucleotides long. It is a transcript of the gene Miro, whose product is annotated as mitochondrial Rho GTPase. Gene Ontology annotation, biological process: mitochondrion organization; small GTPase-mediated signal transduction. Gene Ontology annotation, cellular component: mitochondrial outer membrane. The transcript is spliced from 14 exons. The record is from RefSeq and is a predicted model, not a curated record. NCBI's taxonomy places the organism in Eukaryota, Metazoa, Arthropoda, Insecta, Hymenoptera, Figitidae. Bases 757 to 2754 code for a protein of 665 amino acids. Gene Ontology annotation, molecular function: calcium ion binding; GTP binding; GTPase activity.